Molecule: messenger RNA, 1279 nt
Organism: Ooceraea biroi (clonal raider ant)
Lineage: Eukaryota; Metazoa; Arthropoda; Insecta; Hymenoptera; Formicidae
Source: RefSeq, a predicted model, not a curated record
AAGAGAAGUGUAGCGUUUCGGGAUCAAAGGUUCAACAGUCGCAUAGAUAUCAUUACAAAGCGAAAGUCGAUCACAGGGACCGAACAUACAAGUUCUAUUACGUAAUCACGUAAUUGCGCAGCCGCGUUAGCGCUUCGGCGUGUAGCAAGUCUACCGAGGGAAACACGGCGGAUCUAUUCGCUUUAGUAGCUUAUGCAUGUAACGCGCGGCAAUCGAAGGGUUAAACGUAAUUUACCUUCGACAGAAACCUGGAGGAACUUUUACGGUGCAGUUUCGACCCAUGUGAUGUCGCGGAUAACGCACGGACGCUCUCACUAGUUCUCGAAAUAAAUAUUGAAAAUCUGGAGCGAUAAAAAAAGGGCAAGCAGAUUAUCCGAAAUACUUCUGGUCUUCUGGAUGGACUUUCUGCGAGAACGUCGUUGGAAAGCGACGCGUUGUCUGGCAUCUUUCGAGCUUCGUGUGCACGUGAACUGUUGCUGAAAAUACCUGCUACGUUAUUAACGUAGGAAGCGCUUAAUUGAGCUCACCCAUCGCGGAAAAUUCAAGUUGCGCCAUGAAUCUACGUUAUGAUAAAGAUUAUUAUACCAGGAUGCAGACGAAUACACAUUAUUAUAAGGAGUAUUAUACCAGGAUAAUUCUUUCGUGGGAGGGCCCAGAUGUUGUCCAAGUGUGCAAGAGGCGUGCGGUCUCGCGCAACGACUCACUCAACUCAGAAACUGGAGAGGAACGGGGGACGCUACUCAAUGUUUAUGCAAGCGAUCCGCAGAUGUUGUGCAAGCCCGAUGAUGUGGUCUUGACAAAACGGCUUCUAUGUAAAAAAAACAAUCAGUUCAGAAAAGAGCCGAUCACAGAAGAGGUUGUCGAAGUAUUAUAUUCUCCUGACAUAACAGAUUCGGUUACAGGGAUGGAAAUUAUAAGGGAUGAGUACGGCAAAAUUAUAGAUCCCGUGAAUAUGUAUAGGGAGUUGUUUGAGAAGUCAGAUUAUCCGAAAUUAACACCAGGAAACAGGCUGGAAGAUAUAGAUUUCACUAAUAAAAAGAUGUUUGUGGAAUAUGAAGAUUCUGAUGACAACUCAACUGAAGAGAACACUGGAGAGGAGUAGAAAAGAUACAAUAAAUAUUUGAAAGGCUACUAUUCGAAAAUUUAUGAAUACGUUGUAUAAUAUUUAAUAUAACUUAUUACAUACUGCAAAGAUAAUGUGCACUAUAAACUUUUUUUCCAAUUUUUUGAUACUCAGGAGUCUGAUACAAAUACAGAACCUGACACGGUCAUUUACAAC